Molecule: messenger RNA, 345 nt
Organism: Prorocentrum cordatum
Lineage: Eukaryota; Dinophyceae; Prorocentrales; Prorocentraceae
Source: the annotation of a GenBank genome assembly
CGCAUUUUGAAGACUGGAGGACUACCUACAGGCGUGCAUGGUGCUCGUGCCCACGGGCUUUCUGAUCGUCGAUUGGCGCAGCUACGAGCAGUCGUUGCGCGUCCCGCCAUCGGAGUUUCUCGAGGAACUACCCUCGACUUCGGCUACUUCGAGAAGAAAUGGCUCAGGCCGUUGGUCCAGGCAGGUUGCAAGUUUUCGCUGCCGCAAAGCCUGGGCGGCCUCUCCGCGCGCGGCGGCACCUUGAAGGGCCCGCCGAGGCUCGACCCCAUCAUCAAUGUGCUCCAGCGCCUCCGCAGUGCAGGUCUGCAGGCAGAGGCGGCUUUCUUGGCGGGCUCGGCUUCAUGA